CUGCUUGGAAAUGGAGGGGGCGUGCGUGCGAGCAAGGGGAUGAAUGAUGUCAGGGAGGCCCGCGGCUCCCGCGGAGCGCAGGGCAGGCGGCGAGCACGAGCCGCGCCGUAAACACGGCAGCAGCGGUCCCGGCAGCCCGCGGCGAGCGCUGUCCCCGGGGCCCCGCCGCGGAGCCGCCCUCGAGCGGCGGCGCUGCUGCUGCUGCGGCGGCGCUGCGCGCCGGCAACCUCGCCGAGAAGUGUCGCCUGCGCUGACGCCCUUACAGCUGCUCCUUUUUGCCAGGAGGGAGGCUGCGAGAGGAGAGACGUGCAGGGCAAGGCAGCUGUGGCAAACUUUCUAGCUGCUUCUGCGUGCUGCUACCUCAGCGGUGGGAGUGUCCGUCCCUGGCCACAAGGAACGGCAAAGUCCAAAUGUUGGAGCCCUGAGGCUCCGAAAAGCCUUACGAGCCGCCUGCCGAGGAGGAGCUGCCCGCAGUGCCAGCGCCUGCGUAUGCCGCUGAGCGGACUGCCUGAUCUGUAUGGACUCACUGUGCUAACCUCUGCAGCAAUCCUAUGGUUAAGGAGAUGAUACAGCUCUAGGGGGAAGAAAGACUUGUCUCCAGGGUUUGCUUUACAGUAUCUGAAUAGCGAAAGCACAAUGAAUACUCUUUAAGGAUUUUACCAGAAAUCAAAAAUCAUCUAGAAACAAGUACAUUGGACUUCAAGGAGUAAGAGAAUUUAAAGAGAGCCUGGGUAUUGCUAAGUAGUAAACCUGGUUUGGCCAAACAGCUUAGGAAUGAAUACCAUUGAGACAGCAAAGCUUGAAGAGCAUAUGGAGGGUCAAAACAAUGACACUUCUAAUGGCUAUGCACGACCUACUCUCUCUGUUAGUGAAGAGAACAAAAAUGGCAACAGCAAACCAAAGGGUUUGUCCAAUGGCUUGCGAAAAAGCACAAAGAAGUAUCCUGACUACAUUCAGAUUGCUAUGCCUGCUGAAACUCGGAACAAAUUUCCUCUGGAAUGGUGGAAGACAGGCAUUGCCUUUGUCUAUGCUCUCUUCAAUUUGAUUCUAACAACUGUCAUGAUCACUGUGGUCCAUGAGAGAGUACCUCCAAAGGAGCUUAGCCCUCCCUUGCCUGACAAAUUUUUUGAUUAUAUUGAUCGUGUGAAUUGGGCUUUUUCUGUAUCAGAAAUAAAUGGAAUGAUACUAGUUGGAUUAUGGAUAUUCCAGUGGCUGUUUCUUAGAUAUAAAUCAAUAGUGGGACGCAGGUUCUUUUUUAUAAUAGGAACUUUGUACCUGUACCGCUGUAUUACUAUGUAUGUUACCACCUUGCCUGUGCCUGGAAUGCAUUUUCAGUGUGCACCGAAGUUGAAUGGAGAUUCUCAGGCAAAGGUGCAGAGGAUCUUGCGACUGAUUUCUGGUGGUGGUCUAUCCAUAACUGGAUCACACAUACUAUGUGGAGACUUUCUAUUUAGUGGUCACACUGUGAUACUAACGCUCAUCUACCUAUUCAUCAAAGAGUAUUCACCACGUCAUUUCUGGUGGUAUCACUUAAUCUGCUGGCUGAUGAGUGCUGCUGGCAUAAUUUGCAUCCUUGUUGCUCAUGAACACUACACUGUAGAUGUCAUCAUUGCUUACUAUAUCACCACACGGCUCUUUUGGUGGUACCACUCAAUGGCUAAUGAAAAGACUUUAAAGGUCUCUUCGCAGACAAAUUUUCUCUCUCGAGCAUGGUGGUAUCCAAUAUUUUAUUUCUUUGAGAAGAAUGUGCAAGGCUCUGUUCCUUGCAGCUUCUCCUGGCCAAUAUCUUGGCCUCCCAGCUGCUUCAAAUCUUCAUGCAAAAAGUAUUCACGGGUUCAGAAGACAGGAGAGGACAAUGAAAAAUCUACCUGAAGAAAAGAAGGAAAGCAUCUGCUCUGUUUUUUACCAAAACACUAAUGCUAUAACCAAAGUUCUCAAGAGGACUACACUGUAACUGAAGAAGUGGACCAAACUUCUGUGCAAUUGAUUGGAGAGACAAUUGUAGACAAAUAUAUUGCCAUUUCAUAUGUUUUCCUAUCCAUCACACUGUACAGGCCUAUUCUACUCUUCAGUGCUAAUAGAUUGCGCCACUGAUGGAAUUUUUCCUUAAAGAAAAAAAUGGAGCAGGACUUUGCUUUACAAAUGAGAUAGAGGUGCCAAAGAACACAACGCUUUCAUUACUAACUGUCACUCAUCCACAAAAGCACCCAAAAAUCUCAUCUUCAGGGUUCUGAAGUGUAGGGGCAAAAACAUGUUAAAAUGUUAAAAAAGGCACAAUAUCUGUGUAUUGAGAUAAACAGAAAAUAACACAAUGUUGGGAAAUGUUUUGUUGCAUUAUUCUUGCUAAUGAAGGUAAGACCUUGCAUGACUGGUACAGCUGGAAGCGAGUCUUGACUUUUUUUACACUUUAUGGGAAUGAAUAUCCUAGGACCCUAAAAUACUGCUACUACCACCAUUUCCCAUGUAUUCUAUUAUAUACCAAUUUUUACCUUUUUAUGAAUAAUUUUAUAUUUAAACUGUUGUGCUACCUGGUGACUUUGCAAAUUAGGAAUAGCUGCUAACAUGAGAGCUCAAGGAGCUUAAAAUUUUAUUUUUAAAAAGGAUACUGUUUCAAAGUUUAAAUCUUUAAUUGCAGUUUGGGCUUGUGUAUAGCUAUACAGUGCCUAUUGGUGUAUGUAUAUGUAUGUACACAAACGCAUACACUGCUGUGUAGUUAAACACAUUAAACAAAACUACUUAACUGAAAAGAGUGUUCAGACUGUUCUUAAUUCAGGCAAAAGUCCUAUAGAUUUCACCUGCUUGAGGAAUGGAAGGCCAAGUCCUAAAUGUGGGGUGUGUUGUUUUUUGGUUUUUUUUAACUUUAGUAACUAUCUCUUGCUGAAACUGUUUAAAGUGUGCUUGGGAUCCAUAGUUCUGCAUUUUUAACCUCUUGGCACACAUUUCUGAUUUACUAAAGACAAAGUGACAAGUGAAUGCAUACAACAGUAGCAUUUCUUUAAUUAUUACCUGAAACCACUUCAUGUUAAAUGACACUGCGGUUUAACUUGCAUGCAAAAAUGCAGAUUAACAGCUGCCUAGUUCUUGUUGGGUUUUAUAUUGUUUUGUAUUAUUGAGAAGUGAAGUAGAAAACUAGCAUACCAUGUUUAAUUGCUUGUUCAUGUUCUGUAUUCAUUUCUGCAGUUACUCAAUUAUUUUAUUUCCAAAUCUUCAGUAAAACCUGAUAGCAGAGGAAAAAUUGCAUAAAGAGUUGAAGUGAUAUUAAUAUAAAGGAAAUGCUGCUUAUUUUAAAAAUGUCUUGAACUGAGUGGCAAGUGUGAACAUAGUUUAAAUAAUGACAGCUUGUUUUUAAAAAGCAUCCAGUUAAAGUAAUAAAAUGCAAUAUAGUAUUCAAGUAUAAUUUUUUUCAGUUAAGGGAAUCAAUUACUAAGUUGUAUAUGAGAAUAAUAUUAAUGUGCAUUUCAAACAUUUUUGUGCGUUAUCAAGUAUAAUACAAUAAACAAUGUUCCUUACAAAAUAUCCUUGGUAAAACUUAGAAAAGAAAGUAGUUCUGCUGAUGUUCGGUUUUAUUCAAAGUGAGCUUCUCUUGGUUUUUUGUUUAUUUUUUGUUUUCUAACAUGCCCCUGGAAGUUGUGGGUGUGUAGAUGAGAACAUGAGUACAUUUGAUUGUUCCUGGCAGAACUUGAGCAGCUUAAAAAGCCAAUCUCAGAACAUUUAUAUGAAAGUAGUUUUUCUGUAUCUUGUAAAUGAAUCAGUACAAUGUCAGUCUGUAGACCUCCCAAGACACUUGUUAUAUCAAUACAACUUCAUAGAGCUUAUUAUUUUUAAAGUUGAAUUUCAGGCCUUGUCUUAAACAUGGUCAUGUUAAGCCAUUCCUAGUAAUACUGUCUUGUAAAAGUCGUGGAUGAAUUUCAUUAGUGGUAAGCAUGCCUUGAAUUAACAUGAUGGAAGAGCAUUCCAGUAAGGGUCUGAAACAGUUGUUUUCAUCUGGUGGCUAAACAACAAAUACUUUGAUAGCCUGGGUACUUAAUUAGCUAAAUAACCAUUGCUGUGUCUCAGUGGGAUUUUUUUAAUCUAUCGGUAAAGUAUAGUUUCCUCGUUCAAGAUUUUUUAACACUUUUGAAAUUCCUACUCCUGGAAGAAAAAAAUAUGAAAAUAAUUAAGUGGGACCAAGUGAAUAUUUUGCUCCUAUUGGAUGGUGUGAGCUUUCAUUUUAGUGCUGAACUUGGUAGAAACUUCUAUGGUAGUAGUUUAAUUUCAGCCUGGCUCAAACUACUUAAUUCUUGUUCUGGCUCAGCCCUGCUUUGAGUGCUUAAACUUUCUCUGUUCUAUCAAAGCCCUCGAAAAGGGCGUGUGGAUAUAUUUGUGUGUAUAUGUGACCAAAAAGAAAAUCAUACUUCUCUACUAACUCAACAGCUUUAGUUUGCUCUUGUUGUCUUAAAGUCUUCAAACUCAUCUAUACUAUUUUUAAGCCUACAUGUAAGGUGAUGAAAUGGGGUAAGUAAUGCCAUUUUGUGGUGCUGACUUCUAUAGUAGUCUAUCAGAUACAAACCACAGCUGGCACAUGAAAAUUAUUAAUUUUAAGAACAUACCGAUUGUUGUAUUGAAAUAUUACGAAGCUGAAAACAUGGUUUCAUCCUAAGGAGGUAUAAAAGGAUUGCAGUGGAUAAAAUGAAAAACAGGAGAAAAUAGGAAUCAUUUAAUGUACCAGUCAGUUCUGACUGUAGGCUCUUAUUUGAGCUGUAGAUGCCCAUUGAAUUACAGUAUAAUUAUUUUUCCUAGAGUUACAAUAGUAGUCCUUAAUGACAAAUGUCACAAAAACUGCACCUGUACUGUGAUUGUAAAUAAAAUGCUCAUUCUUCUGAAGAGCAUUUAUGUUGAGCUUUUCAGUCAGCUGUUUCCCUCCAACACUCACUCACUUUAAUGCCUCACUUGAAUUUAAGAAACUUUGCCUUUAAUUGCAAAAAAGGGUUUAAAAGGUUAACUUGCACAUUUAAAGAAAUGUGCUGCUACAUUAUACUACAGAUGCUUAAUAACCAAUGCCAGAAAUAACAUACCCUUUAAACUGCUGUGAACUUUAAUUUCUAUGGUAUGUGCUUAGCACUCCCAUGUGGAUGUAAAUGGUAUUAAAUGUUAAUCGUUCACCAUUUGUAUUUUCUUGGAAAGAUGGCUACAGUUACAGUAGCAAAAAGAGCAGUACUAUAAACAUUACUGGAUUUGUUUCCCACUGAUAAAAAGGGUGGGGGGAGAAGGAAAAAACAACAUUUAUUAGUCUUUAUAUGUGAAGAUGAUACUACUUUCAUAUAAAUGAGAAAUAAAGCUCAGUAAAAGACAGAACUGGGAUGUAUUUUAAGAGAUGAGAGAAUUUUCUUGAUUAGAUUAUUGUAAAUCUUAGCUGUAUCUUAAAUCCAAAUGUGUUCAAGCUCUGAAUUUCUCCCAUCAUUAGUAUCUGGCUGAGCAGUUUAUUCUGCCUGUAUAAAUUAUUUGGUGCACAUGCAAAUCCUUUUCCUCAUUUCAGUGGACAAAGAAGUAUGGUCUGCAAUUCUAGAGACCAAAUCCUUUAAUUGCAGUGCAAGGUGAAAUCUUCUCAUUUCUUUAAAAGGAACUUUCCCACGGCUUGUUUUAAUAACUUUGACCUUGAUUCUAGCUCAUCUUAGAGAUUGUGUAGUUUUUUAAUUCAUGAAAUAAUCAGAUGUACUAAGCAAAUACUUAGAAUUUGAUUGCUUUACUGUCUGAUUUAAUAAUGGAACUUUACAGUUGUCUUCUCGAUAUUUCACAACAUAUAAAAUAUUUUGACUUACCUAGAAGUCUCCUAUGAACACAAUCAGAAUGACACUGUAAGAGCACUUCUAUAUAGAAGUGUUGUAUCAGGCACUAUAAAAUCAGUGAGGAUUCAAAAUCAGUUACUGAAAAAGGUCUUAAAUACUUUUGGACACUAUUCAAUUGAAUGUUGCUACUUAAGUGCACGUAAUGUCCCCAUAUGCCAUUAAAGUCAUUUCGUUUGUAAGUUAACCUUUAUAUACUACUUAUGAUGCUUUCUAGCAUCCAAAAAAUUCUGCCAAGACACUGUGAGUGAAGGCCAAAGGCCUUUGUUUUAGAACUUAAAAGAAAGAUGAUGAAAACACUAGAAUAGAUGGUGAUUGUGUGUUGGUUUUUACAAGAAAAUGAGCUAUAACUACACUAACUUCCAGGUAACGUAGAACUAAAUUGUUUCUGUGUACUAGCUAGUGGUGCAAGAAUAUGACUGGAAGGUAACAGGCUGCAUGAAGUGCUUCAUUCUACAGUACAGCUGUGCAUCUGUGUACUGUGGAAUGUAUUGAUUUUCAUGAAUAACCUCCCAUAUAAGAAAAAUUCAGAUUAAGAGAUGCUUGCAGAUUUUUAACUAUUUAAGUGUGAUUAGUAAACUUUCAUAUGCCUUUCCUCCAAGCUGCCACUAACAGUUUCUGAUACAAGAAUGAACUGUUGUGAUGCUUAAAUAUGAUUAAAAACUUGUUCCAGCUGGCUGAGGUUUCCAUAGAUUUUACAACUUGUUCAAAUAUUACUAACCUGGAACACAAUGCAUAAGAAUUUCAGGGUAGAUAUAGAUAACUCACAAAAUACUGGAAAAAAGUUCAUACUUCAGAAGAUAAUCUUUCCUAACAAAUCCCUUAAAGUGCCUGAAUGAUAAUUUAAGAUGAAAUGAUAUCUGAUCAGUUGCUAGUGUGGGUUCCCCUCCUGCGGUGGUGUUCUUUUUUUAAAAAAAACCACUAGUUAUCACAGGAAGGCUUGAUUUGUUUUCAGUGAAAAUUUAAUUUCCUAAGCACUUGAAACUUAACAAGUAGUAUGAGGAGCUUAUUUUUUGUGGCUGUGUGCUAUGAGCUAAUGUUUACUUCAAAGCUCCAACCCACACAGGAGAGGGUAAGAUAGCUGUUUCUGGAAGAACUAGUUUGUGACUUUCUAAAGUCAAAUGACUGUUCAGCUGCAUGCUACAGGCAGCCUUAUCUGUACUGUAGUGAACAAAGAUGCUAUAUUACACUAUUAUAUUUGGUGGCCACCCUUUUUCAAAUGAUAAAACUGGCUGGUCCUUCCCUUUCUCUAGAUGAGGAGUGAAUGCUUGUCCUUUACUUGCUGUUGGUCACAACUGUUUUUACUCUUGGUAAAUGUCAAUGGGAAAAUGUAGAUCCAUUUUAUCUGUAGUGCUUAAGGUGAAAGGAUUUUUAAGUCCUUAUGGAUGGGUUUCUUCUAGCAGAAAUAUCUAUUUUAACUAUGCAUAUGCUGUUAAUUUCAGAUUUUGUAUUUGCAUUCUGCAUGAUAUCUUUAGGCAGCUAGCAUUUAUAAAACUUUUAAAGACUUUUAGGAGAAACUUUUGUGCCAAUUGAGUUUAAUUUUUUACAAAAUACUACUACUUUGAAAUAUGUUUGAGAGGUUUGGGGGAUUUUUUUUGUUUGUUGUUAAAGAAAGGCCAAAAAAAAUCAAAAUUGUCAAACUAGCUCAAAUAGAGGCAUCUUGAGGCUCCUCCACUUUAUGGAAGGAUAAAGUAGGUGGUAUCUACAUAGCAGGCUGUGCUAUCUUUCCUUAUGCUCUUGGGAGCUGUUCAGAUUGAGGAGCCAGGGUCAAAGAUGGCAAUAGAAAGUGUAUGGAAGAUCACUUCAGUUCUAAUAGCUUUCUAUUUGUGAAAGGCAGGCAAUGGUAAAAAAACAAAUCAUCCAAGAGCUGUGUCCCAAUUUAACAGAGUAUAGUAAACUGGUACUACACUUCAAACAUGCAAUUAGCACUUAAAAUUGGUGGGUUCGUUUGCCUGACACCCCCCCCCCCCACACACACACACACACACUUUUUUUUAUUAGAGGUGGCAGGAGUACUGAGAAUAAGCAGGAAGAGGGAUUUGCCUUUGUAUUUGUGGUAACUCUACUAGUUGAAAUAUGUGUAUGGACCUUCAAGGAUAUUGCUAAGCUUACUUCAGCUCUUCUUUUGGGUAACUUGUCAUCUGUAUCUUGUUACUUCUGUAAAUGCUGGUUUUGCAUUCCAUUUUUUUUAUAGUUGUAGCUACUCAAAAUGCUGCCUGUCUAUUUUAACUUGGGCUGGUUUGGACUCCUCUCUUUCAUCUGCUUCCAUUAACUGCCUCCUAAACAGCUUGAUGCAGAAGAGCAUAUGACCUAAUGUUAAUUUUGGUGUCUUCUCAAGGCAAAAGGUGUUCUAGUUGGACACAUCUUUAUGCAACUCAAAACCUGAAACUAUUUUCAAGUACAAAAAUCUCUAGCAUUUGGGAUAUACUUUGUAUGUCAGGAAUCAGUUGCUCUGAGAAAUUCUUGCUCUGUAAAUGUUAGUACAUCACUAGUAUUUAUUUUACUAAUUCAGGAGAGCAUGUAUGAAAUAUGACAAAGUCUGGCUGUUUUGUGAGGUUGAGUUCACACCAAAGAACCUGAAAGCAAAAUGGGAAAUAAUGAUUUGUUGGCUGCAGUUCUCACUGCUUCCAUGGGACUUUGAGGAGAAAUCUAAAGACUUCCAUUAAAAAAUUGUAAAAAAUACAGGAUGUCACUUCUGAAUGCAAUGCUGUUUUUGUCCUUCUGUACAUUAGUUGGAGAUAUGGCUCCAACCUAGGAAAAAUUAUUGAAGAAAAGCUGUUUGCUGAUGGUGAGGAGCCAUUGAUUAUAAUAUGCUAUGCUAAUGCUACAACGCUUGCAUGAUAAGUUAAUAUAUGGUUAUUAACUCUUUACAGGUGUGGGGUCCAGUUCUGCAAACACUGUGUGAUAUAACACUACAAUACUGCUUAAGUGAGACCUUCUGUCCUGUACCUUCUUCUAGUGCUUGCAGACUGGGCCUCCUUUUUAUGUAGAAUGUUCUGAGUUAAUAAGAGUAGGCUCUUACGUUGCAAAGCUUCCAGGCUAUUAUAACACUUUCAGUAUGUGUCAGAUAUUUUGGUUAAGUGAAUGACAACUGAGUUUUGUGGGUAUGCUAGAGUAGUGAUUUGCAAGAUGCUGCAGUCUCUGUUCAACUGUUUAAAAAUCAAAAUACUUGCACUAGCUGUAUUUAAAAAAAAAAAAAAAAACUUGUGCAAUAACACGAGCAUCUUAUAAGCUUAUAUAUCUCGAAAGGUGCUAUCUUGAUCACUUGCACUGUUGACCAUGUGUUUGGUAAAAGCACAUCAAAAAAACUCAUCCUAUGUAGUUUACUUGGUUGGCACAUACAAGUUGAAACCACUUUAUUGACAGCCUAUGUACUAAAUAAAUGCAAUACUUUAGACAACUUAUAUGGCCACACACAUCUUUAAAAGUCAAAAACCUAUGUCCAUAUAUGGUGCUAAUAAUCUCUUAUUUAUCCAGAGCUGGUAUUCUUUUCUCACCCUUUAACACUGAGUGGAGUUUUUUGUGACACCUUUUCAAUAAAGCAAAAUUUCUCUACAAUUGUUUCAAAUGCUUUUUAUAUAAAUACAUCCCUUUAAAUUUUCUGUUCUACAUUAAAAACUGCAAAAUAUUAUUAUAGUAAGUAUUAAUUUUUAAUGCAGGAAAAAAUUAGGAGUGUAUAUGAGUUUUAACUUAAAUUAGACCUCCAAGAUUUAACUUUCAUAUAUGCUUAGGAAGGACAGCUAAUCUUUUGAAAUUUGGUCUAAAAUAUAAGAAUGGUGUUGGGUAGAAUAAAGGCAUAAGAUAAUAGUUGAUUAGGACAGUGGUAGUGGCUGGGGUGGGGGAAAUAAUUCUCUGGCUUCAUCACUGAAGCUAGAGACAGGAGGAGGAUGUGAAGUGGACAAAGUCAUGAUAGAGAACACUUAUCCAAUGUAGUUCCAUUUUUGCUGAGAAUCUUGAAAAACAGACUUGUGAAGGAAGAUAAUCAAGUAACCCCAUCUAAAAAGCAGAAGUGAAACUUGACAUAAACAGCAAGGCAAAUCAUAGUGGGACAUGGGCUCAUUAAAAAAUGUCUUGGUAGUUAUGGUAAGGUUUUUUAUUCUAAAUUUCCUCUUAUUUUUUUAGCUAAGCUGAACAGAUUCCUUAUUUGAGAUCUAAUUGUGAAUGUUCUUUCCAGAACUGGAUCUUCUUUCACAAGUUUAUGACCUAGUACCUUAAACUAAGAUUGUUUAGAUUAUAGAACAGAAAAGUUGCUAAUUUUCUGUUUUAAAGCUUCACAAGCACCCUCUGGAAGAAAAACUGUUUUGUGUGUGUUCUGUUGCAGAGAACUUUUUGGUUCAUUGUUUUGUUAUGCUGCAUGUAAUGAAGGGCAUUGCACUUCCUAGUCUUUUAAAAAGAGGAAUCUUCACAAUCAUGUUAAAAUAGGGCUGUUCCCAAGGCAGCAGUAUUAGCGGUAGUAAGUACGUCUUCUCUUCAGGAGGAUGCAAAGCCUUUAGUUGCUGUUAAAUGUCCCUUACUUUUCAACUUACAGUUGUAAAAAUAUCUGCCUGUAAUAUCUGGAAAUCCUGCCAUAGUGAACUUUGAAGUAAAUAUGAUGUUCCUAUUUGGUUCAAGGGAAUCUUUCCACUUCAGGACACUUGAAUAUGCAGACUGGUUGACAUGUACACAUACAUAUUGGCUAGCAGGCUCUAUGUACAAGAACACCACUGGGAACUUGCUGCAUAUUUGCUCUGUUUGAAAGUAGUCACACCAUGUAAACCAGUAAACUACCAUUUUUCAAAUACUGGAAUAACUUCUCUUGAAUCAUUUGCAUUUAGUAUUUUAAGAAAUAAACAGGCUCCUUUAAGAUCUCUUUUAUGGAACUUCUGUUUGUGUGCAAAGAAUAUUCCAGGUUUAGAAUCACUUUGUUUAAAACAAACUCUUUAUCUAGAAAGCAGAGCUGGCUGGGUUUUUGUUGAGCAAAGAUGGGUAAUCUAGUAACAGUAAUCUGAAUCAUGUGCCUAACUAGUUCUUCUAGAACUUAAGAGGAGGGAAUUUGGAAGAGCCAAAGAUAGAAAAAGUCAUCUGUAGCAGUCAAGCCACAGCAAAAUGUAACUUCUGUGUAUUUUAAUUAAUGCAUCCUUCAGGGAAAACUGGUCAUCUUUUUUCAUUUACCAAAAAGUGCAAUAUUAACAAAUAAAUGGCUGCAUGUAUAAAUGCCCUGCAAAAAGAAGUGUUUGUGAGCAUGUAAUGUGCUUUGACUAAUGGACCACUGAGUGCAAAUUUUUAAUGCAUCUGUUAUGAGUUACAGAUGUGUGUUUGUAAGUGUGCUAGUCUUAUUCAGAGAACUUUCAAGUAUUUUGAAUGUACUUGUGACAGUAUAUUUUUGUGAAUAAAGUGCCUAUGGAAACACAAAUCCAAAAGUUGCCUACAAACUGAAAUAAAGCAUACAGAAACACAGCCCAUACUUGAAGAGGAUGGGAGGAAACUCAAUUAUAUAUAAUAACUGGCCAGCAGUGUAAGUGCUGAUAAGAUUCAAAGGCUCAGAUAAAGUUUGAGUACAGAAUAUUGUUUUUGAGUUUACUUUGUUAAUUUAAAAAUUUCAUGUUUUGGCUUGGGCCCUAAUUUUGUACCUUGGUUAUCUUCAAAAAAAAAAAGUUCAUUUAAACUUUUUUAAAGCCCUGUAAUGGUAGACUUUUUUCUGGUGGUGUUUUUUGCUUGCUUCUUUCUUUCAUGGAUUUCUUUCUGUUCAGAAUGGAAUCAGCAAAUUCUUUGAUUACUCAAAAUGUAGGGCAAAACAGUUUAAGGAAUGGACUUCAAGUGCUUAAGUUAAUAGAAGGUCAUUUUUGUUACACAGAUACUAGAACUGGGGAGGAAUCAUUUCUGAGGAAAGCGUUACAGUACUAAAGCUUGUAUAUGUAGUUAUUAGGGGCAUAUAGAAUAUUAUAAACUUAUUCAGGUUAUUUUACUGCUACUUUUUAUGCUUUAAAAUGAGGCUUUUUGGUUUUAAUAUUAAUUGAAAAAAAACUUGACUUUAAUGUGACAAUUUCUGUUAAGUAGAAACAUCCAUUUAAUCGCACUUCAGAGCAAAGUUUAAAUUUGAUUAGCACAGUCACCUGAAAUUAUGAAAAACAAAGGUCUCAUUUUGAUAAAAAUUAAUGUGAAAAUUUAUCUUUGCACAACCUAGAUUUAGCCAUAUGCCACUGAAACCAAUCUUUCAACUGCAUAUGGAGGGAAGGAGAGAACUUCAUCUUGUUACUUCUCAAAUUAGGUGAAGACUAGAUUAAAGAAAAUAGGUAAGAACUGUAAUGUUUUUCCAGCUGGAAAAAAGAAUAGCCUGGCUUAUUUUCAGACCUCAGAAUUCAAAACUCUCCUUAAGAUUCAUAUUUAAAAUGUCUUUAGUUAAAUUUUCACCUGUUGGCUCUUGCUGUAUUUGUCUAAUAGUUGUUCCAAGUUAUUUAGAUGCAUAUUUUUUGUGAUCAUUAUGGUUAAGCCACUGAAUUUCAGCCAAAUGCUGACAAAAAAGCUGCAUUCUGUUCUGCUUCAAGGUGAUUUACAUUCGUGAACUUAUUUUUUCUACUUUGCUUCAUCUGUACCUAGUAAAAUAAUUCUCCUGCUGUUUAUGCUAAAGAGAUUGCCUCCAGUUGUCUUAAUUGGAGGAAAAACUGACCUUGACAGUUUGAAGCUGUAUGUCUAAAAUUCCUGUAACUUCUGUAUAAUUGCAAUAAAACCUUUUUAUAUAGUUCAGCCACUAUUUUAGGGCUACUUGUCAUUAUAUACUUACUGUUGAACUAUUAAAAACAAACCUUUUAUUGGGUAA
Messenger RNA from Dromaius novaehollandiae (emu), 12618 nucleotides. RefSeq names its product sphingomyelin synthase 2 (gene SGMS2). Gene Ontology annotation, molecular function: ceramide cholinephosphotransferase activity; sphingomyelin synthase activity. NCBI's taxonomy places the organism in Eukaryota, Metazoa, Chordata, Aves, Casuariiformes, Dromaiidae. The coding region runs from base 775 to 1872 and encodes 365 amino acids. Gene Ontology annotation, cellular component: Golgi membrane; plasma membrane; endoplasmic reticulum membrane. Gene Ontology annotation, biological process: sphingomyelin biosynthetic process; ceramide biosynthetic process. The transcript is spliced from 7 exons. The record is from RefSeq and is a predicted model, not a curated record.